GAUACCGCGCGGAAGUUUUUUGAUCAUGUCAAAGCGCUGCACCGCGCAGUCUGAUCCACUCUCCUCCGCGCCGCGCCGCUGGAGACAGCGCUGCAUCUCCCGAGGACUUCACUGCCUGCUUUCUAAUAAAUAUUUUAUUGGGACACACAUAUAUAUAUAUAUAUAUAAAUAAAACUGAAGACCGACUCCUAAAAUAACCACAACUGAGAACCAGCCAAGAGCCUCCUAAAAACCAUGGACCUCUUGAACCUCACUGCCGACGCCCUACUGCAGCUCUCCGACUCCACACCCUGCCCCUUCCCGGACAACCUGACCUCCCGGAACUGCACGGAGGGGGCCCCCGGGGGCCCCAGCGUGAGCGGGGUCCUGCUCCCCCUCAUCUACUUGACGGUGUGCGUCGUCGGGCUGGGCGGGAACACGCUGGUCAUCCACGUGGUCCUCCGCUACUCCAGAACGGAGACCGUCACCAACAUCUACAUCCUGAACUUGGCCCUGGCCGACGAGCUCUUCAUGCUGGGCUUGCCCUUCCUGGCCGUGCAGAACGCCCUCUCCUACUGGCCCUUCGGCACCCACAUGUGUCGCCUGGUCAUGACCGUGGACGGGAUCAACCAGUUCACCAGCAUCUUCUGCCUGACCGUCAUGAGCAUUGACCGCUACCUGGCCGUGGUCCACCCCAUCCGGUCCUCCAAGUGGAGGAAGCCCCGGGUGGCCAAGGCGGUCAACGCCACGGUGUGGGCCGUCUCUUUUGUGGUGGUCCUGCCCGUGGUGGUCUUCGCGAACGUCCCCGCAGGCCUGGGGGUCUGCAACAUCGACUGGCCCCAGCCGGCGGACGUCUGGCGGGCCACUUUCAUCGUCUACACCUCCACUCUGGGCUUCUUCGGCCCCUUGCUGGUCAUCUGCCUGUGCUACCUGCUGAUCGUGGUGAAGGUGCGCAGUGCCGGGAAGAAGGUGGGCACAGCGGCCUCUUCCAAGCGCAAGAAGUCGGAGCGGAAAGUCACCAGGAUGGUGGUCACCGUGGUGGCUCUCUUCGUCCUCUGCUGGCUGCCCUUCUACGCCCUGAACAUCGUCAACCUGGUGGUCUCGCUGCCCGGGGAGCCCCGGGGGGUCUACUUCUGCGUGGUGGCGCUGUCGUACGCCAACAGCUGCGCCAACCCCUUCGUCUACGCCUUCCUGUCGGAGAACUUCAAGAGAGGCUUCCGCAGGGCCCUCUGCCGCCGUGCCUCCAGGAAGGUGGAGAGCCGGGAGGUGCGGAACGGGGAGCCCGGGAAGAGGGAGGAGGAGGAGGAGCGAGGGCAGGAAGGAGGAGAGGGGGGAGGAGGAGGAGGGGAAGAGGAAGAGGAGGAGGAGGAGGAAGCCACAGAGAUGACACAGAUCUGCGGGAUCGCCCAGAACGGGAACGGACGCAGGACGCUGCUGCUUCAAGGGACAGGUACCACCGGGGCGUCCCCCACGACGGACCCCAGCGGGAAGAGUUCAGGGGUCCCUGGGGCCGCGCGGCCCCCCUCGAACGCGCCGGCCCCCCUGAACGGGAUCGUGAAAGCCGCCGACGAGCCUCCAGCGGGAGAGAAGAGCGCCCUGCUGGAGAUCAGCUGUCUGUAACGCCUGGGUCUCCGGCGCAGCGGGGCCCGGCCUCCAGAACGAGACGGAGGGAGGGAGACGCAGGCUGGGGGUCCUGAACACAGCUUCAGAUUGUCUCCAGAGAUGAGAUGGAGGAGGAGAGAGGCGGCGCAGACAGACUGACUGAGAUACAGACUGACAGAGAGACGGACUGACAGAGAGACAGACAGACAGACACACAGAGAUACAGACACAUAGAGAGACAGACUGAGAUACAGACAGACACAGAGAUACAGAGAUAGACAGACAGACACAGACUGACAGACUGAGAUACAGACACAGAGAUGUAGACAGACUGACAGACAGACACACAGAGAUACAGACAGACAGACACAAACAGACAGACACACAGAUACAGACAGACUGACAGACAGAGAUACAGAGACAGACAGACAGACACACACACAGAGAUACAGACAGACAGACAGACAGACAAAGAUACAGACAGACAGACACAGAGAUACAGACAGACAGACAGACACACAGAGAUACAGACAGACAGAUACACGGAGAUACAGACAGACAGACACAGACAGACUGACAGACAGAGAUACAGAGACAGACAGACAGACACACAGAGAUACAGACAGACACAGAGAUACAGAGAUUGACAGACUGAGAUACAGGCACAGAGAUACAGACAGACUGACAGACAGACACACAGAGAUACAGACAGACUGACAGACAGAGAUACAGAGACAGACAGACAGACACACACACAGAGAUACAGACAGACAGACAAAGAUACAGACAGACAGACACAGAGAUACAGACAGACACACAGAGAUACAGACAGACAGAUACACGGAGAUACAGACUGACAGACAGACAGACACAGACAGACUGACAGACAGAGAUACAGAGACAGACAGACAGACACACAGAGAUACAGACAGACACACAGAGAGACAGACUGACAGACAGACAGAGAUUGUAUUAAUACUUGUACUGUGAUUCUUGAUAUGUAUGUUUUUGUAUAGCGCUGUAAUUUGCCCUGGAUAGGAGUGUCUGCUAAGAAAUAAAUAAUAAUAAUAAUACAGACAGACUGACAGAGAUACAGACAGACAGAGAGACAGGGGAGGAGGGAGGGAGGGAAAGAGACAGACAGACAGACAUACUUUCCCCUUCCUCUGCAGGGCUGGGUUCCAGUCCAUCUCUGUGUUUACUCUGAGCUCGAUAUGAACGCAGAUAUGAGGACAGAGCUCCUUAUUUCACUUUCGUGUCUAAACAAAUCAAUGCAACGCCUGCAUUCAAUGUAAUACAAUGUGAUAUAAAUACUGCGUAUGUAACACUGUAUACACACCAAGAAUCACCCUGCAAAAUGAACUGAUUCACCUGGCUAUGACCACGGCUCCCAGCAAAAUCAAAGAGAAUUGAUGUUUUAAAAACCUUGUUGUUUUUUUUCUUUGGUAACUUUCACCGCUGUACAUGAUGUAUCGUAAUAGAGGUCUGUAUCGCUUGUGAUACGAGACCGCAGCAUAAAGAACUACAGCUCCCAGCAUGCCUCACCAUUGCCGCAGAUGCAGAGGCAUGCUGGGAGCCGUAGUCCUAGCCAGCAAGGUCAUUCUGCAGGGUGCUGAUGCAAAACCUUUGACCACAGCUCUACAUUACUUUUUAAAGUUAUUAUUAAACCAGUUUAUUUAUUUUGCUAAAGGAGGUGCUGGCUUAGGAUUAGAAACUGAAGGACAUCCUUUAUCUGUUAUUUAAAUACAUAGGCUUGCUGGUCCCAGCGGUUAGAGAAAGGGGGUCUUGAUACCAGGAGGUUCAAAUCCCAGCUCAGCCACUGACUCCCUGUGUGUGUGUGUGUGUGCGCGUGUGUGUGUGACCCUGAGCGAGUCGCUUCACCUCCUUGUGCUCCGUCCUUCGGAUGAGACGUCAAACAAACGAGCUCCUAUUGGAAGUGACUCUGCAGCAGCAGCAGCAGUUGUUGAUGAUGCCCCCCUAGUUUCUGGAAGUUGCUUUGGGAGAAAAAGCCUCCUUCUGAACGACUCAUUAAUAACUAAUAACACGUGUUUCUUUCCAAACUGUACCUUUGGGAGCUGUGUGGAGCACGGAAACAAGCGAGGUUGAUGGAAUUAUGACUUUACAGAGAGGAUCACACAUGCAAAGCUGUGUGUGUUUCUUGCAGUGGUCAUUUCCCGUACUGUAGAUUUUUGUUCAAAGAGACUGGAUAUGAUGAUGGAAGGUGUUUCAAUUCCUUAUGUUGUUGUUAAUUUGUCGUUUGUACAGUUUCUGGUU
Messenger RNA from Acipenser ruthenus (sterlet), 3855 nucleotides. RefSeq names its product somatostatin receptor type 5-like. Gene Ontology annotation, cellular component: membrane; neuron projection. Lineage: Eukaryota; Metazoa; Chordata; Actinopteri; Acipenseriformes; Acipenseridae. Gene Ontology annotation, molecular function: neuropeptide binding; somatostatin receptor activity. Gene Ontology annotation, biological process: neuropeptide signaling pathway. The coding region runs from base 235 to 1599 and encodes 454 amino acids. The record is from RefSeq and is a predicted model, not a curated record. The transcript is spliced from 2 exons.